Molecule: messenger RNA, 1974 nt
Organism: Pyricularia oryzae 70-15
Lineage: Eukaryota; Fungi; Ascomycota; Sordariomycetes; Magnaporthales; Pyriculariaceae
Exons: 1
Coding region: 139-1917 (592 amino acids)
Biological process (GO): protein N-linked glycosylation
Molecular function (GO): alpha-(1->6)-fucosyltransferase activity
Source: RefSeq, a predicted model, not a curated record
GGAAAGGCAACUCCUCUCCCACAGUCUAUGGUCUCCACUAAGGACCGACUGUUUGGGAUCCUUGGGCUCGCUUCCAGGACAUAACCAAAAAGUCGUUAUUUUGGGAUACAUAGUUUCGACAUACUCACAACAGACAAAAUGCCUCCUACAUUGGACCUCAGCGGCGCCACACAUUCAAAGAUGAUGGUGGUGCCGCCCAGGCUCAACUUGAGAAGAGCAGCGUCCUACCAGGGCGAAAAGGGCCCUCUGUCUUCGACCUCUUCGCGCUUCAGCUUCAACCACCUCGUUUUCGCCUCGCCACCACCGUCGCCGAGGUUACCCACCCUCGUACCUCCGCGACCGAGGAAAACGUCCAACCCGCCGAGGCCGAGCCGUGUUUUCAAGACGCUCCUAUGCGUAGCAGCCGCCGUGGGUAUGGUUUACCUUUCCAUAACUGCAGUAGUCGGCUCCAAAGUCGCCAUCCCUUGGCUGGAGCCCGAACCCGAACAGUUUGAGAUGGUUGGCCAGGCGGGACUGCCUGACUUUCCCACGCCAAUCGCAUUCAACGAUAAGCGCGGGAACCCAAAGUGGACCGUAUUCAUCCCGCCCGAGCAGUCAUUCCCGCUAUCUAUGCAGGGCUACGCCGACAUGGUGUCGAUGUGCCGUGGAGUUUCGAUGCGUGUCAAUGAUCUGCGCAACCCGGGACGGGGAGCUGAGACUUCGCACCACAACCCAUCGAAACUCAUAUCUGGAGAUGCGAACUUUGUAGAUGUCCACGAGGCCGAGGCAGCCAAGCUACUUCCGGGUGCUGCCGUCGGGUAUCAGAAGGGGGAAACACCCGCCUGCGCGUCUAGUUUGACGUACGUGCUUGAGUCCACAGACGCGGGGAUUGGCAAGUCUCUUAUGAUGAUGUGGACUGCGUAUGGACUGGCACAGCGUCAAGGGCGCGCCUUUUUCGUUGACGACACCCGGUGGGCGUAUGGGAAAUACGCAGAGAUUUUUAACAAGGCCCCGGACCCCGGAUGUCGCGCUCCAAGGAGACAUGAGAUUCUGCCGUGUCCUUACCAGGCGCGGCACCUUGUUCUCAACUUGGCCACAGUUGAGGGAUAUGUUUCAGCGUCGCUGGGCGGGGAGCCAUCCACGGGUCCUGUCGAGAAUAUGUCCUCAGACCGACAGCGAGAGCGUUUCGAUCUUGCCAGAGCCGGAUACGAAGCUCUAUUCCACCUCAAUGCACAGGAUACCGAAUACGUGAAGAAGCGUACCGCCGAGCUGCGCGGCAAGACUCGCGCACUACCCGACCAGCGCGACGGCCUCGUUGUCGGUUUGCACGUCCGACGCGGCGACAGACACCCACUCGAGUACCAGUAUCGCGACUCGUACCUUCCCUUCGCGGCCUACGCAGAGAUGGCGAAGAAGCUCUUGGCCGGCAACGAGAAGCAGUCCGUCAAGAUCCUGGCGUCGGACGACCCGAUGGUCUACGAAGCCGACGACUUCUCCGACACGGCGCGCGCCCAGGAGUUUAUCAAGCUGGCGAGCAAGACGGCUAUCCAGCAGGUCAACCCGGGCAGCAACCGCGGGGUGAUGCGCAAGUUUGUCGACGACACGUUCGGCUGGGAGGGCGGCUUCUUCGCCGCCAUGUUCUGGAACCUGGGCCUUUCGAGCACCAGCGCGGCGCACUCGUCGCACAAGCAGGCCGUCAUGGCCACCAAGGGCGCCGCGUCUCCGUCGGCCGACACGGCGCGGCUGAGGAGCUACAUGGGCCGCGCCUACAUGAUGGACUUGGCGGUGCUCGCCGACGCGAGCGACGCCGUCGUGUGCACCGUCAGCGCCAUGGGCUGUCGGCUCCUGGGCGUCAUGAUGGGGUGGGAGAGGGCGUUUGAGAACGCCAAGUGGGUUAAUAUCGAUGGUGAUUAUGGGUGGGGCGGUGGCACUUGGUGACCAUUUUACGCAGAGGAGCUCAUACGGGGCUCCAAGUCAGAGGGGAGGAAAACAUAC